Messenger RNA from Diospyros lotus (date-plum), 863 nucleotides. RefSeq lists its product as uncharacterized. The record is from RefSeq and is a predicted model, not a curated record. The transcript is spliced from 2 exons. The coding region runs from base 45 to 677 and encodes 210 amino acids. NCBI's taxonomy places the organism in Eukaryota, Viridiplantae, Streptophyta, Magnoliopsida, Ericales, Ebenaceae.
UGCAUGCAAUCAUAUAUUUAUAUAUAAUUAUUAUAAUUAAGAAGAUGAAGAUGGAGGAGACCGUGACGAGACAUUUGAAGGAAACCACCAGCACCACCACAAUGUCCAUGGCCGCCAAGGGCCAGCAGGUUGAGGCUGCAAAGAAGACCAAAGAGACGGAGUUUCCUUUACACAAUGAUUUUGAUCGUUUCUGGACUUGGCAUAGGGAGGAAGAUAAAGAUACGCUUGUCGUCCAGCUCCCUGAAUUCAAAGCAGAAGAACUGAAGGUCCGUAUUAACAAUAGCGGUAACCUGACGAUUAGCGGAGAACGCCCCAUCAUCAAUGGAAAGGGACGCGUUCGGUUUACCAAGGAGAUGAAGCUCUCGAAGAAGUACGAUGCCAGUAAUAUCACCGCAAAGUUUACCAAGGAUGGCCUUCUUCAUGUUACGCUGCCCAAGAAAAUUCCCAAUUCAGGGUCAGACGCCGGCGCCGCCGACUUUCAGCUGGAAGAGGGAGGGGAAAGCGGAAGGGCCGGUGCCGGCGCAAAGGCGGCGUUGAACGUUGCAGUGGCGGCGGCUGCGGUCGCGGCAUUGGCUGUGGGUGUUUAUGAAACAUUCAAGCGUGGUACAUCUUCCUCCAGUGCUGAUUCCUCCUCCUCCUCCGCCGCCGCCCAUCUCCCCGUUUCUUCAAACAUGUAAUUCAGUAGAGAUGACGGCGCUACACAUCAUUAAUUAAUCUUCCCUUUUAGACUUCACAUUGUUAUUCAAAGACCUUUACAACAUUUCAUUAACGAAAACUUGCCACCUCCUCAUAUCACACUUGUUCUUACCUAUUUUCAUUCCUCUUUUAUAUAUUAUUAUGUUUCCAAUCAGUUUAGUAAUUUU